Tetrapisispora phaffii CBS 4417 is the source of this 2142-nucleotide messenger RNA. It is a transcript of the gene PXL1, whose product is annotated as Pxl1p. The coding region runs from base 1 to 2142 and encodes 713 amino acids. The transcript has a single exon. Lineage: Eukaryota; Fungi; Ascomycota; Saccharomycetes; Saccharomycetales; Saccharomycetaceae. The record is from RefSeq and is a predicted model, not a curated record.
AUGUCUAAUAUCUACGGGUCGCCUUUUCCUAAGAUAAAUCCAAAUAUACGCUAUAGAACUACUUUGGAGAGAGCUGGGUUCGAUGUAAAUUUCCAAGCAGGUAAAAAUGGCCAUAAAUCUGGAACGAGUAUAACUUUAAAGAGUGAGCACAGUAAUGUCACGCCGGCGUCCGCGAACUCUAAUGCGUCAGUGAGGAGCCCUCCUUAUAUGAAUCACAAUAAAUCAAAUAACAAUGUACAAGAACAAUUGUUUAAUUUUGAGAAUCCAAACAACAAGAGUAAUGUGAGCAUUGGUUCACAACGGCACAACCAGAAUAAUAAUGCAAGUUUUCGUCUGCAAAAAAAUAAUCAUAGUAAUUUGAGUGUUAAUUCUCAGAGGCACAACCAAAGUGAUCUAAGCCUUGGGUCGCACGGAAAGAACAACGCUGCAUCUCAGGAGUUGAAUCCGGUCGAAAAGAGUUUUAUGAUGUUGACCGAAAACGAUACUACAACUUCGUUCCAUACCGCAGUAGAACAAGAUUUUUACACACCGCAACCUCAACUAAAUCCAUACACGCAAAAGACUACUGCGUACAAUCAAAAUAAUAAUCACGAUUCGUUGAACUUGAAUGCCAAUCCAGAAUUGGAGAGAAACUUGACGAAUCAUUCAGAAGAUCUCAAGCCGGUGAUUUCAAGAACUACUAAAUCUUUGAAAUCCCAUUUCGAUGAAGAAAGUUACUCAUCAAAAAAUAGUAGUGCAGCUUCGAAUUUCAAUCCAAUUUUAAAUGAGCAUAAUGGAAAUGUGCCCUCCGGAAAUAAUCCAAGAAGAAGCGUUGCAGAGUCUUUUAUUUCAGAGGAUUUGAAUUUAGGACUAAAUGAAAAGGUGAAAAUACCUAACAAUGCAUCUGUUUAUUCACAAAGAACACACCAAAGCUCUAAUAGUAAUAUGAGAAGUAAUAAAUCAGCGGAUACCCUUAACUUUUCGAACUCUCCAGUUUCUGAGCGUCAAUGGAAAGGAAAUACUCUAGACGACGAAGAUUCAAGCACCCCUGUUUUGGCAACCAAUCAAGAAGUAGAAAAAUUACUGGAGCAAUUGAAUAACAGCUCACUUUCUAGAGAGAAUAAUCUCGACCUAGACCUACAAAAUAAAUCCUUAUCUUAUGAUGCUUUACAAAAUGUCGAUUACCCAAGAAAAGAUACCAUAGAUCCAUUUUUGAAUCUCAAUAACUCCGAUACCCGUUUUAAGAAAUCAAGUGCUUAUUUGUCCGGUUAUCAACCUAAACUGCAUGAAUUUCAAACUUUCGAAUAUGAAACUGAAGAACUACCUAAAUUGAAUUCAAAUACACUACCGGAGACAGUAAACGAAGAGCCUGUCGAAAAUACCCUGCCGGCAACAACUUCAAUUGAAAAAGGCUUCCAAGAUUAUGAUAAACAGAAUUCAGUUGAAGAUUUAAACAAAGUGGCAACUGAUCCACUACAUUUCAAUGCAGGUAGUACUAUCAAUUUUGCUGACACUAUCGCCACCACUACUGUUACAGAUACUCUUGCUGCUGCUGCUGCUGCUGCUACCAGUACUACCAGUACUACUAAUGACAAACAAAAUAUCGAUACACCUACUAUUGAUAAUUUUGAGAUUAACUCACAAGCUCAAAAAAUAUACCCACCUGGUGAAGGUCCUUGCAGAAAAUGUGGUCUUGAGAUUAUCGGUAAACGUAUUUACUCCAAACACAAUAAUGAACUUUCAGGGCAAUGGCACCGUGAUUGUUUCCAAUGUGCACUAUGUGAUAUCACUUUUAAUAAAACUACACCUUGUUAUAUUAUCGAUGACCGACCAUAUUGUCAACAACACUAUCAUGAAACAAACAACAGCAUCUGCCAAAUUUGUAACAAAUUUAUAGAGGGUGAAUGUCUAGAGAAUGACAAACAAGAACGCUUCCACACUGAUUGUUUAACUUGUUUCAUCUGUAGAUCGUCAAUGAAAGAAGUUUAUUAUAUAUUUAAUGGAGAAGUUCCAAUUUGUGGCAACCACGAUAUUGAUACUUUAUUAAGAGAUGGAUUGGGAGGCAACGCCGACCAAUCUUCAUCUAACAAUGGGAACGGACAUCAUCCAAAUAGAAAUAACACACUCAUGAAAAGAAGGACUAAACUAAUUAAUUUUGCAUAA